UGUAACUAGGCCACUAUUUCCAACAAAGUGGUAUCAGAGCUAGUUUGUGAGAGAGAGAAGAAAUGGCAAACAAUUCGGUUCCAUUUCAAAUGCCUCGAUUCACCAAAGAUAACUAUGAAAAUUGGUGUAUCCGUAUGAAGGCAAUUUUGGGAGCACAAGAUGUGUGGGAAGUUGUUUCCAAAGGUUAUGAUGAGCCAGAAGAUGAGGCAACUUUGUCUCAAGCCGAAAAAGAUGUUUUACAAGCCAUGAGAAAGAAGGACCAAAAGGCGGUGAUGACCAUCCAUCAAUGUUUGGAUGAUGGAAUGCUACAAAGAGUUGCUAGUGCAGAAAAUGCAAAGCAACUAUGGGAGAUUCUUCAAAAUUCCUUCCAAGGAGUUGAUAAAGUGAAGAAGGUUCGCCUCCAAACGUUACGGGGUGAAUUUGAAGCAUUGCAUAUGAAGGAAUCUGAAUCAAUUUCAGAUUAUUUUUCGAGGGUCCUGGCUAUUGUAAAUCAACUAAGGAGAUAUGGCGAAACCACCAUGACUGAUACAAGGGUCGUUGAAAAGAUCCUUCGGUCGUUGGAUUCCAAAUUCAACUACAUUGUUGUAGCCAUUGAAGAGUCAAAGGAUUUGGAUUCCAUGACUGUUGAUCAACUCAUGGGUUCGUUGCAAGCUCAUGAAGAAAAGGUGGUGAAGAAACAAGAAGCAUUGGAGCAAGUGCUACAAACAAAGUUUUCGUUGAACGAAAGAGACGAAAAACAUGGAGGAAAUCAAAGGGGCCGAGGACGUGGAAAUGCACGUGGCCGAGGAAGAGGAAGAGGCCGUGGAAGAGGAGAAAGAAGCGGUCAACACACAACCAACAAUGAAGAAAAAAUCCAUGACUCACAACAAAUAAGAAGGUUUUUCAAGUUGCAAAAUCAAGUUUAA
Cornus florida is the source of this 905-nucleotide messenger RNA. RefSeq lists its product as uncharacterized. The coding region runs from base 63 to 905 and encodes 280 amino acids. NCBI's taxonomy places the organism in Eukaryota, Viridiplantae, Streptophyta, Magnoliopsida, Cornales, Cornaceae. The record is from RefSeq and is a predicted model, not a curated record. The transcript has a single exon.